GAUUCAACGUGACAAGGACUUUGCCACAAAGAAGGCUGAGAGGGCAAAUCUCAGAAUCGCACUCAGAGAUAAAUACCUUCUACCAGAUAGUGCUCAAGAUUCUGCAAUCUCUCAGAUGGCUGGUGACGACAUAGACCUGCCUGAGGAACUGGCUAAAAUGGUGGAUGAAGAUGAGGAAGAAGAGGAGAGCAACGACUCGUUCAUGAAUAAGCUUCAAAAUGUGGAUUUGGAUGCACUGAAAACCAAGGCCCAGAGCGCAAUGACCGAGAUAAAGCAGACUGCAGAGGAAAAAUGUACCGUCAUGUGAUGUAUUAAUAUACGUUGUAAAUGGUUUGAACCCAGGCCUUCAGAGAUAAAUA
This is a messenger RNA of Nematolebias whitei (Rio pearlfish), 359 nucleotides long. RefSeq names its product complexin 4c (gene cplx4c). Gene Ontology annotation, cellular component: terminal bouton; SNARE complex. The record is from RefSeq and is a predicted model, not a curated record. NCBI's taxonomy places the organism in Eukaryota, Metazoa, Chordata, Actinopteri, Cyprinodontiformes, Rivulidae. Gene Ontology annotation, molecular function: syntaxin binding. Gene Ontology annotation, biological process: neurotransmitter transport; synaptic vesicle exocytosis; regulation of neurotransmitter secretion.